CUUUCAAAAAAACAAAAACAAAUAAAAAAAGAACUUGAUUAAGAUAUGUAAACAUAUUUAACCGAAAUAUACGCAAAAUAUACUCUUAUAAAAAUAAAACUAAAAAGUCACGAAAAUUAGAAUUUAUUUAUUUAUAAUAUAUACUUGAAUAAUAAUCUUAAGCUGAUGAUAGAUUAAUUAGAUUUAUGAUUGCUGAUACCAUGAUACAUUGUUACCCAGCUACCUCCUAUAAUAAAAAGGAAAUCUAACAAUGAAAGAGUAUCAAUUCAAUUCACUCCCCUUUCUCUCUCCUCAAUUUCUCUUUCUCUCUCUUCAAUUUCACUUUCUCUCUCCUUUUCUGUUGGUUGUAAUGUGGGUGAGGUGAGGUGGUGACUACACUCUGCAACCUGGCAGCAAUGCACUCUUCCCCUUUUCUCCUCCUUCAAUAACACCACCACACACCACACACCACCUUCCUCCGUGGUACAUUCGUGUUUUUGUCGAUCGUAUCCAUAGAUCUGGUUGUUUUUAGAAUCGAGUUGAUUUGCAAAUCAGAAUCUCCGGGAUGAAAUUUGGUCACAAAGAUCCGGAGAAGCUGAUUUGGGAUCAAAUGAGAAGCCCGUCUUCUGUAAACGGCGUGGGUUCGAACCAGAAUAGAACCCUUUUUCCUAAGCUUAUGCUUUGGUUAAUUCUAUCUGUUUCCGUGACUUAUCUCGUUUAUACUCUUAAACUCGUCUCUAAUCCUCACCCUUGUGACCUCCCAAACCACCGCCACAACCACCAGCAUCUCUUCGACUCCUCCGAUAUCUCCCUCAUCAAUUCCUCGUCUUCUUCUUCCGUGUCCGACCACCGUCGAUUAUCCAAUUCGGUCCCUACUCAGGUUGAGAGAAUACCCGAUAACGGGCCGGGAACAACGAACAUCUCCCACAUAGUGUUCGGCAUUGGUGGGUCCGCGAGUCUGUGGGAGGGGAGGAAGCAAUACAUCAAGACAUGGUACAAUAAAUCCGAGAUGCGUGGCAUUGUUUGGCUAGACGGCGAGGUUGAACACAUCGAUGAUGACAAUGAAACACUCCCUGAGAUUAGAAUAUCAGAGGAUACUUCUAAGUUCAGGUACAAUAACAAGCAGGGCCAUCGCUCGGCGAUACGGAUCUCGAGGAUUGUGUCGGAGACAUUGAGGCUAGGGUUGAAGAAUGUGAGGUGGUUUGUAAUGGGAGACGAUGACACCGUGUUCGUAACGGAGAAUUUAGUGAGGGUGUUAAACAAGUAUGAUCAUAGAGAGUAUUACUAUAUUGGGAGUAAUUCUGAGAGUCAUUUGCAGAAUAUUUAUUUUUCAUAUGCAAUGGCUUAUGGUGGUGGUGGUUUUGCAAUUAGUUAUCCUUUAGCUGUUGCUUUGUCUAAGAUGCAAGAUAGGUGUAUUCAAAGGUAUCCUGCUCUUUAUGGGAGUGAUGAUCGAAUGCAAGCUUGCAUGGCUGAACUUGGUGUUCCACUCACUAAAGAACUCGGGUUUCAUCAGUAUGAUGUCUAUGGCAACCUAUUUGGACUGCUAGCUGCGCACCCGGUGACACCAUUUGUCUCUCUGCAUCACUUGGACGUGGUAGAACCCAUCUUCCCAAAUGUGACUCAAGUUCAAGCUAUACAAAGGCUUACAAUCCCGAUGAAAUUAGAUUCUGCUGGCCUAAUGCAGCAAUCUGUAUGCUACUUUAAGCCUAAGAAAUGGACCAUCUCAGUGUCAUGGGGUUUUGCUGUUCAGAUCAUUCGGGGUGUCUUGUCGCCCCGUGAGAUGGAGAUGCCAACAAGGACAUUCUUGAAUUGGUAUAGAAGGGCUGACUACACAGCUUAUGCAUUCAACACUCGUCCUGUGGCCCGAAAUCCAUGCCAGAAGCCCUAUGUUUAUUACUUGUCAAAAAUCAAAUUUGAUAAGGAGAAGAAUCAGACAGUGAGUGAGUACUUGCGGCAUCGUGUGCAACACCCACUGUGCCGAUGGAGGAUGGUUGAGCCUUCAACGAUUGAUAAAGUGAUAGUAUACAAGAAACCAGACCCGCAAUUGUGGUCUAGGUCUCCAAGAAGGAAUUGCUGCAGAGUAUUGAAGUCGAGGACGAACGGGACCAUGCUUAUAGAUGUCGGUGUAUGUAAGGGAGGUGAGGUUAUUGAAGUAUAAUACUUGAGAACAAAAGAGAAAAAAAAAUCAUUUGAAUCAUUUUGUUAGUCUUAAUUAGUUUAUGUCGGUUUUUUUUUUUUUUUUUUUUUUUUUUUUUUUUUUUUUUUUUUUUUAAAUUUUUCUGCUGUAUUCAAUUCUUCUGUAGUUUUAUCUUCUGUAGUUUUUGACCUUUUUCCAUUGCUUUUCUUAAUGGUCCCUAUCUAACCCCCUUCUUUUCUAACUUGUAUUUUAGGCAUAUAUGUUUGUAAUGGUAUAUCAUUUUCAUUUAUUUGA
Messenger RNA from Chenopodium quinoa (quinoa), 2410 nucleotides. RefSeq lists its product as uncharacterized. Gene Ontology annotation, molecular function: acetylglucosaminyltransferase activity. The record is from RefSeq and is a predicted model, not a curated record. NCBI's taxonomy places the organism in Eukaryota, Viridiplantae, Streptophyta, Magnoliopsida, Caryophyllales, Amaranthaceae. Bases 545 to 2137 code for a protein of 530 amino acids. The transcript has 3 exons.